AAAUUAUUACGGUCAAACAAGGAGCACGGUCCUGCAGAAGAACCAAUAUGAGUUUUCGUUCACUAACGUUUUUAAAGCCCAGACAAAGCUUAAGAUGUGUCCGACAUUUGUCUAAAGUCUCUGGACUGAAUGAUGUCGUGGAUCGCUCCCUGCUGUAAGGACUCCUAUUGGCUCCUUCCUGAGCUCCCUGGCUGAUGUACCUGCUACCCGACUUGGCUCCAUCGCCAUCAAGGAGGCAGUGGCCAGAGCAGGUAUCAGUGCGGAGGAUGUGGACGAGGUGUACAUGGGCAAUGUGUUGCAGGCAGCCCAGGGUCAGGCACCCUGCAGACAGGCCACACUGGGGGCAGGUCUGCCCAUCACGACUCCCACCUCCACCAUCAACAAGGUGUGUGCAUCAGGGAUGAAGUCAGUCAUGCUGGCCGCUCAGAACCUCAUGUGUGGCCACCAGGAUGUGAUGGUGGCCGGCGGUAUGGAGAGUAUGUCCCAUGUUCCGUUCUACAUGAAGCGAGGACAGACGCCUUAUGGUGGCAUCAAGAUGAUAGACGGCAUCGUGUUUGAUGGCUUGACAGAUGCAUACGAUCACAUUCACAUGGGUGUGUGUGCCGAGAACACGGCCCGGAAGUACAGCAUCAGUCGUGAGGCCCAGGAUGAGUAUGCUGUCAACAGCUACAAGCUGAGUCAGCAGGCAGCACAAGCAGGGCUCUUCCAGAAGGAGAUCGUGCCGGUGGAGAUUCCAAAGAAGAGAGGCGAUCCAGUGACAGUGUCGGAGGAUGAGGAGUACAAGAAGGUCAACUUCGACAAGUUCAAGUCUCUCAGGCCUGUCUUCCAGAAGGAAAAUGGCACCGUGACAGCAGCCAACGCCAGUACGCUGAAUGAUGGCGCUGCAGCUCUGGUACUGAUGACAGCACAGGCUGCUGAUAGACUCAAAGUGAAGCCACUGGCAAGGAUUCUGGGUUUUGCUGAUGCAGCCAUUGCACCCAUUGACUUCCCUACUGCACCAGCCAAAGCUGUGCCAAAGGUCCUGGAGAUGACGGGGGUCAACAAAGACGACAUUGCUAUGUGGGAGGUGAAUGAAGCCUUCAGCGUCGUGGUCCUCGCCAACAUCAAGGAGUCUGGCCUUGACCCCAGCAAGGUCAACAUUCACGGAGGAGCAGUCAGUAUCGGCCAUCCUAUUGGUAUGUCUGGUGCUCGUAUCACUGGACACAUGGCACACAACCUGAAACCUGGACAGAAGGGCAUGGCCAGUAUCUGUAAUGGUGGCGGGGGAGCGUCGGCCAUCUUGAUUGAGGGACUCUGAAGAAGGCCAACAUGGCAACUUACACCAUAUCAGCAAUGGUGGCCUGAACAAGAUGAAAGGGUUGUGUGAACUGUAUCUGAGGUGAAUGGAUUUGAAUGCAUUUAGGAAUGCAUUUGAG
Haliotis rubra (blacklip abalone) is the source of this 1415-nucleotide messenger RNA. Its product is annotated as acetyl-CoA acetyltransferase, mitochondrial-like. Gene Ontology annotation, molecular function: acetyl-CoA C-acetyltransferase activity. Gene Ontology annotation, biological process: fatty acid beta-oxidation. The transcript has 13 exons. The record is from RefSeq and is a predicted model, not a curated record. The coding region runs from base 284 to 1297 and encodes 337 amino acids. Lineage: Eukaryota; Metazoa; Mollusca; Gastropoda; Lepetellida; Haliotidae.